Physcomitrium patens is the source of this 1826-nucleotide messenger RNA. The record is from RefSeq and is a predicted model, not a curated record. NCBI's taxonomy places the organism in Eukaryota, Viridiplantae, Streptophyta, Bryopsida, Funariales, Funariaceae.
UGGUGGUGUGCUAUCAAAUUUCAACCUUAUUUCAACUGGGCUUGUGGCUGAGAAUCACUUAGCCUACAAACGAAACCUUUGAAUGAACACGAACCAAAGGGAACCUUGGACGAACCUCCAUCUAGGGUUUGCACAAUCCCAAUCAAUUGAGUUCGCAGUUCCGUUUGCCGAUACUUGCCCAGACAGUUGCUUGAGUCAUCAUAAGCAGCCAUAGUUGAUUUAAUUAAUAGGACAAUCGCAUGUGAUUUUCGAGGACCUUUAGAGGUGACAUCUUACUUGCACUGAAGGACGAUCCAAUCUCCGAUCUCGACAUCGACGACCAGGAAGCGCCUCAAUAUCUCCGUUACUGUCGUUUUUCAUGAGCUCAUUGAACCCCAUUUUCUGUAGGAAUUAUUUGGGACGACAGUGUUGCUAGAGAACACCGAGUUAGCUUCACAUUAAUCUCGUUUUGUGAACUGGAACGCAAAGUGCCACUGGAAAGACAACCGGAAACUGGGUUUUGUUUUUCUUUGGAUCGGAAGCGGAGAACGAUGGGUUUAUAGUGGAGUUGAGCAUUCUGGUGGAUACCGUAGAGUCUUGUGGAGGCAAGUUUUUGAGGUUAAGCUGCGCUAGCCGACCGAGUUGAAGUGAAUUGAAGUUGGAGAUGAGGUUUUGUGGUAGAUCUAAAGUGGGAGACAGGAUGGCGGUAUUCGUGGAAAACAGACUCUGGCUGAUCUUUGGAUUAGGGUUUUGAAGUUUGUGUUGUUUUAGUGAGAUUGAAGGUUUGAGAUUCGUUUGGGAGUUAGGAAGGAUUAUUUGAAGACUGUAGGAGGGUUAAAGUUGGUAUGGCAGCAAUGGGGGUGUCUGGAGCUGUCGUUGCAGUGUCUCCGAAGCAUUCUUCUGGGUUAAUGGUGUUUUCAGGUGAGAAAUGUCACGGCACCUCUGGUUUGCCGUCUAUGUCUCACUUCUUUAGUCAGAGAUAUGGAAUGGGAUCGUUGCGUGGCGAAGUUGGGCGAAGGAGAAGGGAUUCCGCGAUGUCAGGAACGUGGGCGUAUGCCACAGAUGCCGAUUACUUCGGGGAGGAUUUCACUUCAAGCACUGGCUAUUUAGGAAAUAAUAUCAAAUGCAAGAACUUGUACGAUUGUCUUGGCUUGAGCAGAUUUGCGACGCAAGAGCAAAUAAAGGCAGCGUACCGUAGCAAGGCACUUAAGGUGCACCCCGAUGUAGUGUCUGAGAACAAGAGAGAAGAGGCGUCAAAGGAGUUUCAAGAGCUCAAUAGAGCGUACGAGAUACUUUCCAAUCGUCACGAGAGAGCAGCUUAUGAUUUAAAGCUUAGGUUUCAAGAAAGAUCUCCUGUUUCAAUACCGACUUCACAAUGGGGGUUCAUAUCGGUUCCUUCCAACCCCGAUGAUCCUAAUGGCAGCAUUAAAUUCAGGGGAAGGAAGUAUUACGAGUCGGAUUUUUUUUCGUAGGGAGUUCAGCCGGAGAGAUUCGUUUUUAUAUCUGUGGAGGGCGGAUCUGAGGAACUCAGUCGCGCUCCCUGUAAUGUACAAAUAUGUUUUAUAGCGUCUUAGGUUGCGAGGGUCUCUAUAUGCAAGGGCGAAUGGAGGAGCCAUUUGACUAUGGGUUAGCGGAUGGGUGCUGCUGAAUUUGCACUAAACGUGUCUAGAAAUUAGUUGUAGGAUACUUGAUCAGCCCCUGUCAGCUACCUCAGCAAUUGUACAUGCCUUGCACAACACGACCUUUCGGAUUUGCCGAUUGAUAAGAUUGCUACUUUCUUUCCAGCUCUUCGGCAUUUUGUGAUGUGUUUUUUAAGAUUGCAUAAUUUAUUCUUAUCCUUCACCGGC